Messenger RNA from Camelus dromedarius (Arabian camel), 4071 nucleotides. It is a transcript of the gene COL20A1, whose product is annotated as collagen type XX alpha 1 chain. The transcript has 35 exons. Lineage: Eukaryota; Metazoa; Chordata; Mammalia; Artiodactyla; Camelidae. The coding region runs from base 72 to 3962 and encodes 1296 amino acids. Gene Ontology annotation, molecular function: protein binding. The record is from RefSeq and is a predicted model, not a curated record.
CAGAUGGGUGGACAAAUGGAGGAACCAACGGAUGGCUGAGCAGCCUUUCUUCUUCCCACAGGCCACGCACCAUGAGUGACUGUGUGCUCCCCUCCCUCGGGGUCGGCCUCUGGCUGUUGCUGGGGGCUGCCAUGGGACUUGGCCAGGGUCAAGCAAGCGGCCGCCUGAAGCUGGUGGUGCUGCCUGAGGACCGGCUACAGAUGACGUGGAGGGAGUCGGAGGGGCGCAGCCUUGGCUUCCUGGUGCGGGUGAAGCCCAUGGCAGGGGACCCAGAGCAGGAGGUGAUGCUGACAACCAAGACCCCCAAGGCCACGGUGGGGGGCCUGAGCCCCUCCAAAGGCUACAGCGUGCAAGUCUUCGAGCUCACGGGCUCAGGGAACACCCUGCUGGCUCGGAGGGAGUUUGUGAUCGAAGAUUUGAAGAGUAACUCCACGAGCAGGAGCGGCAGGAGGCCAGCGGGGGCAGCCCUGGAGCCCCCCCCCCCCCACGUGGGGAGCCUAGACCUGGAACCCUGGUUGGCCUUGGCCCCAAGCCAAGAUCUGCCCACAUUUGGUGGGUCGAAGUUGGAUGGGGGAGUGCCUGGAGAGGGGCAGCACCCACCCAGGAGCCCCACUGGAAAGGCCCCUGCUCAGCCCCCACCAGACCCGGAAGGGCAGAACCACGCCAGGGCCUCAGCUGGAGGGAGAGAGAAGCCAGCUGGUGCCCGGUUCCGCUGCACACCCCCCAUGCCCGCGGACAUGAUCUUCCUGGUGGAUGGGUCCUGGAGUAUCGGCCACAGUCACUUCCAGCAGGUCAAAGACUUCCUGGCCAGUGUCAUCGAGCCCUUUGAAAUCGGGCCGGACAAAGUCCAAGUAGGCCUGACUCAGUACAGCGGAGCCCCCUGGACCGAGUGGGACUUGAACACCUUUGGCACCAAGGAGAAGGUCCUGGCGGCCGUCCACAGUCUCCGCUACAGAGGGGGAAACACGUUCACAGGCCUGGCUCUGACCCACGUGCUGGAGCAGAACCUGAAGCCCGCAGCAGGUCUCCGUCCAGAGGUGGUCAAGCUGGUGAUUCUGGUGACGGAUGGCAAGUCCCAGGAUGACGCCCGCACUGCUGGCCAUGUCCUCAAGGGCCUGGGUGUUGACGUCUUUGCUGUGGGUGUGAAGAACGCCGACGAGGCUGAGCUGAGGCUCCUGGCGUCCCCACCGCUGGACAGCACUGUCCACAGUGUGCAGGACUUUCCCCAGCUUUGCACGCUGGCCGGCCUGCUCAGCCGGCUGAUCUGCCAGAAGAUCCAGGGCAGGAGCCUGCGCAGGGGGUCCGUUACACCAGCAGCAGCCACUCUGGCCCUGGACCCCCUUUCCACUCCCACCAGCCUGGUCCUGACCCAGGUGACCUCCUCCAGCGUCCACCUGUCCUGGACCCCAGCCCCACAGCCACCCCUCAAGUAUCUGAUUGUGUGGCAGCCUUCCAAGGGCGGCACCCCCAGGGAGGUGGUGGUGGAGGGGCCCGCCUUGUCCACAGAGCUGCACAACCUGACCUCCAGCACAGAGUACCUGGUCUCCGUGCUCCCUGUCUACAAGGCCGGAGUCGGCGAGGGCCUGCAGGGCCUGGUGACCACAGCGCCCCUGCCCCCACCCCGGGCGCUGACCCUUGCUGCAGUGACGCCCAGAACCGUCCGCCUCGCCUGGCAGCCCUCGGCUGGGGCCGCCCAGUACCUGGUGCGCUGCUCGCCCGCCUCCCCCAAGGGUGAGGAGGCGGCGAGAGAGGUGCGGGUGGGGCAGCCGGAGGUGCUUCUGGACGGCCUGGACCCGGGCAGGGACUAUGACAUCUGGGUGCAGAGCCUGCGAGGGGCAGAGACCAGUGAGGCCCAGGGCAUCCGCGCCAGGACUCCCACCCUGGGCGCCCCCAGACGCCUGGACUUCUCGGAUGUGAGCCACGACUCGGCCCGCGUGUCCUGGGAAGGCAUCCAGAGACCUGUGCGCCUGUUCAGGGUCAGCUAUGUCUCCAGCAAGGGUGGCCACUCAGGACAGACGGAGGUCCCUGGGAACGCCACCUGGGCCACUCUGGGCCCCCUCUCCUCCUCCACCACCUACACAGUCCGUGUCACCUGCCUCUACCCCAGGGGCAGCUCCUCCACACUGACCAGCCACCUGACCACACGGAAAGUCCCCAGCCCGAGCCAGCUGUCGGUGACCAAGCUCCCUGGGGACAAAGUCCGGCUGGAGUGGGCGGCCGCAGCGGCAUCUGGCGUGCUGGUCUACCAGAUCAAGUGGACGCCCCUGGGAGAUGGGAAGGCCCAUGAGAUCUCUGUCCCAGGGAACCUGGCCACGGCCGUCCUGCCUGGCCUGGGGAGGCACUUGGAGUAUGAGAUCACCCUCCUGGCCUACUACAGGGACGGGGCCCACAGCGACCCUGUGUCCCUCCGCUACAGCCCCCUCAGCCAGAGCCCGCCCUCUGACCUGGCCCUGGCCUCUGAGUCGCCCAACAGCCUGCGAGUCAGCUGGACGCCCCCGAGCAGCCACGUCCUCCACUACCGGCUCACCUACACACUAGCCUCAGGCUCAGGACCAGAGAAAUCGAUCUCUGUUCCAGGACCCAGGAGCCAGGUGACGCUCCCCAACCUGCUGGCAGCCACCAAGUACAGGGUCCUGGUCUCGGCCAUCUAUAGAGCCGGGGAGAGUGUGGCAGUGUCUGCCAUGGGCCGGACAGCAGCCUGCCCAGCCCUCCACCCUGACGGCUCCCUCCCAGGCUUUGACCUGAUGGCAGCCUUCGGCCUAGUGGAGAAGGAAUACGCCUCCAUCCGCGGUCUGGCCAUGGAGCCCUCGGCGUUUGGCCCGACCAGGACCUUCACGCUCUUCAAGGACGCUCAGCUGAUUCGCCGGGCCAGUGACAUCCACCCGGCCGCCCUCCCCCCGGAGCACACGGUGGUCUUCCUCCUGCGCCUGCUCCCCGAGACGCCCCGAGAGGCCUUCGCGCUGUGGCAGGUGGCGGCCGAGGACUUCCAGCCCGUCCUGGGGGUCCUGCUGGAUGCCGGCAGAAAGUCGCUGACCUACUUCAACCGUGACCCCAGGGCCACCUUGCAGGAGGUCACCUUCGACCUGCCCGAAGUGAGAAGAAUAUUCUUUGGGAGCUUCCACAAGGUGCAUGUGGCCGUGGGCCACUCGAAGGUCAGGCUCUACGUGGACUGCCGGAAGGUGGCUGAGAGGCCCAUCGGGGAGGCUGGCAGCCUGCCUGCUGCUGGCUUCGUCACGCUGGGGAGGCUGGCCAAGGCCAGGGGACCCCGGAGCAGCUCGGCCUCGUUCCAGCUCCAGUUGCUGCAGAUUGUGUGCAGCGACUCCUGGGCGGAGGAGGACAGGUGCUGCGAGCUCCCAGCUUCGAAGGAUGGAGAGUCCUGCCCCGCCUUUCCUUCUGCUUGCACCUGUUCCUUGCAGACCCCUGGGCCCCCGGGCCCCCAGGGACCUCCGGGCCUCCCUGGGAGGAACGGAGCCCCAGGAGAGCAGGGCUUCCCAGGGCCCAGGGGAGAUCCCGGGCCACCUGGACAGAUGGGACCUGAGGGUCCUGGAGGUCAGCAGGGGUCACCAGGCACCCAGGGCCGAACCAUCCAGGGACCCAUGGGUCCACCAGGGGUCAAAGGAGAAAAGGGGGACCAUGGACUCCCCGGCUUGCAGGGCCACCCCGGCCUCCAGGGCACCCCCGGGAAGGUUGGCAUCCAGGGACCAAAGGGAAUGAGAGGCCUGGAGGGGACAUCUGGCCUGCCUGGACCCCCUGGCCCUAGGGGUCUCCCGGGCACGGCGGGGGCCAGGGGCAGCAGUGGGGAGCGAGGCCCCCCUGGGGCCGUGGGGCCCACGGGGCUGCCGGGGCCCAAGGGCGAGCGAGGAGAGAAGGGUGAGCCACAGUCCCUGGCCACCAUCUACCAGCUCGUGGGCCAAGCCUGCGAGUCUGCCAUCCAGAGAUGGACCCUGUGCUGUCCCAAGUGAGCCCGCACUUCCCCCUGGAUCAGGGACACCAAGAGCGGCUGGAGAAACCUGGAGGGGAGGGAGAGGAGACCUUCGCUCUGUGCAGUUUCCAGAUAAACCAGAAUGCUUG